AUGUCAGUAGAGGCCCUGUAUGGGAGAGGAAAGAGCCUAGGCUUUACCGUCAGUAAGGAGUGGGUUUCAAUUCAGAAUUCUCUACCUUUUGAUAAACCACAGUCUGCAAUCCCUGUUUCCCUCCCCCUGUGUUCAAAGGAUAAUGAUUUCCUUACAGCUGGAUGGUCUUGGGACUCAAAGUCAUGCAGCUGUUUCUCAGGUCUGGUUUGUGUUCCCAGGGACAUCACUCGUGGGUUUGUGAAUUUGAAUUCAACCAUCCCAGCCUGGGAGAAGCAAAUCACAACACUGAAUGCAAGUGUUGCAAUCCCUACUCCAGCACGUGACAAGACUCGUCUGAUUCUGGAAUUGUUGAUCUUUGUCCUGGCACUGGUUGGACUGGCAGGAAAUUCAACAGUGCUUUGGAUCCUGGGUUGCCGCAUGCGCAGAAACGUCUUCUCAGUGUACAUCCUCAACCUGGCCUGUGCCGACUUCCUCUUCCUCUGCUGUCAAGUGUUUUGGUCCUCACACUUUGUGAUUAAAUUUUUCCAUCCUUUUUCCAUCCCUUCACAAUUAAACCACUUCUUACUCGCUAUGACAUUCUUUCCCUACGUCGUAGACUUGAGCAUUCUCAGUGUCAUUAGCACAGAACGCUGCCUGUCUGUCCUGUGGCCCAUCUGGUACCGCUGCUACCGUCCGAGACGCCUGUCUGAUGUUGUCUGCAUCCUGAUCUGGGUUCUGUCCCUUCUGCUGAGCAUCCUGGAAAAAAAUGACUGCCGUGUCCUGUUUACAUGUGGAGACAGUAAAUAGUGUCAGCUACUUGACUUCUUCAUUGCAACAUGGCUUAUAUUUUUGUUUUUGAUUCUCUCUGGGACCAGCUUGGCCCUGCUGCUCAGGAUCCUGUGUAGCUCACGGCGGAUGCCGAUGACCCGGCUGUAUGUGACCCUCCUGCUCACAGUGCUGGUCUUCCUCCUUUGCGGCCUGCCUUAUGGCAUCAUUUGGUUCAUCUUAAUUUGUAUUAAGAAUUUUCCACUUUAUUCCUCAGAUUAUCUUCACCUCAUUACAGUUGUCUUGUCCUGUGUUAACAGCUGCGCCAACCCCAUCAUUUACUUCUUCGUGGGCUCCUUUAGGCAGUGGAGGCAGGGACAUACCCUCAAGCAGGUUCUUCAGCAGGCUCUGCAGGACACUCCUGAGGUGAGUGACAGUGGAGGCAGCCUGCCUCAGGGAACUCUGGAGAUGUUGGGGAGCAGCCAGGUAUAG
This is a messenger RNA of Ochotona curzoniae (black-lipped pika), 1236 nucleotides long. RefSeq names its product mas-related G-protein coupled receptor member X2-like. The record is from RefSeq and is a predicted model, not a curated record. The transcript has a single exon. NCBI's taxonomy places the organism in Eukaryota, Metazoa, Chordata, Mammalia, Lagomorpha, Ochotonidae. Gene Ontology annotation, molecular function: G protein-coupled receptor activity. Gene Ontology annotation, biological process: G protein-coupled receptor signaling pathway. Gene Ontology annotation, cellular component: membrane.